Messenger RNA from Wasmannia auropunctata (little fire ant), 1911 nucleotides. It is a transcript of the gene PSR, whose product is annotated as bifunctional arginine demethylase and lysyl-hydroxylase PSR. The record is from RefSeq and is a predicted model, not a curated record. Gene Ontology annotation, cellular component: nucleus; cytoplasm. Gene Ontology annotation, molecular function: P-TEFb complex binding; histone H4R3 demethylase activity. The coding region runs from base 535 to 1713 and encodes 392 amino acids. Lineage: Eukaryota; Metazoa; Arthropoda; Insecta; Hymenoptera; Formicidae. The transcript is spliced from 7 exons. Gene Ontology annotation, biological process: phagocytosis.
ACGCACGCACGCACGUAAGGCGCUCUAUCCGUCCCGCACGGACUCGAGGGAUCCGCUCGGAUCCGCCUUCUUCCGAAGGGUGACGUGGUGCUUGCCCACGUCACGCGCGCAACACCGAAGCAGGGAACGCGCCGUCGGUCGACGAUGAGCUGUGGAGCAAUGAGCGACAACGAGGCAGUGCUAACGCAAGUGGCGGCGGCGGUCGGUGGCUGUGUGUGACAGUGGUGAACGGCUGCUCCGCGAUCGAUGCUCUCUCGCACUAGGACACGACCGUGACCGCGUAGACAACGCUCGCGGAUCCCCCCCGUGCUGCGGCGGCUGCUUCUACGGACAUGGAAAAGGUCCAAGAGGUCACGCGAGCCCACGGUGGUGGACUUUGUACGAGGACGAGGGCGAGGGUUAUCCAGCCCCGCGCGGCGUGCAUGCAGACUGACGGGCUACACGGGAUCGGCUACGGCGUACUGAUGAAUGCGCGACAGGCCGUCGUGCUCAUCACCGGGAACCACUGAUUAAACAGACAAUACAAAGGUGGUCAUGACGGAGGAAUGGAGAUUGGAUCAUCGUGCGAGAAAAAGGAUCAAAGAGGUGAAAAAGAAGGCUCGACCAGAGCUUGCGGAUAAAGCAGCAUGGAUCCAGCAUGGCUACUGUAAACAUUUUCAAAAGUUUUGGGAAUUUCAAGACAAUGCCGAACGAAUUGAGGAAUCCAACUUGACUACGGAAGAAUUCGUAGAAAAAUAUGAAAAACCUUACAAACCUGUGAUAAUACGAGGUGUUCAAAAUAGCUGGAGAGCCCAACACAAAUGGACUAUAGAGAGGUUAGCAAAGAAAUAUCGGAAUCAAAAGUUCAAAUGUGGAGAAGACAAUGAAGGAUAUAGUGUAAAAAUGAAGAUGAAGUAUUACGUUCGAUACAUGUUCAAUAAUGAGGAUGAUUCUCCUUUAUACAUUUUUGAUAGCUCGUUUGGUGAACAUCCGAGACGAAAGAAAUUGUUAGAAGAUUAUGUAAUUCCUAAAUAUUUUCGGGAUGAUCUCUUUCAUCAUGCCGGAGAACAUCGAAGACCGCCAUAUCGUUGGUUUGUUAUGGGGCCUGCAAGAUCUGGUACAGGAAUACAUAUAGAUCCAUUGGGUACCAGUGCAUGGAACGCAUUAAUUUCUGGCCAUAAACGUUGGUGUCUGUUUCCUACGCAUACCCCUCGCGAACUUCUGAAAGUAACUGCAACCGAAGGUGGUAAACAGAGGGACGAAGCUAUUACAUGGUUUUCCAUUAUCUAUCCACGCACAAAGCUACCUACUUGGCCAAAAGAUUGUCGCCCAAUAGAGAUUCUGCAGACUCCCGGCGAGACUGUGUUCAUUCCCGGCGGGUGGUGGCACAUCGUAUUAAAUCUUGACGAAACUAUAGCGGUCACCCAGAAUUUCUGUUCGCGUACCAACUUUCCAGUAGUUUGGCAUAAAACGGUACGAGGAAGACCGAAAUUAUCGCGAAAAUGGUUAAAAGUGCUCAACGAUAAAGAACCCGAACUGGCAUCCUUAGCAGAAACUAUUGAUGUAAAAGAAGAUACCGGUGUUGCCAGUGAUUCCUCGAGCGGUUCCUCGAGUAGUUCUUCGAGUAGCACCAGUAGUAGUCAAUCUGAAGAUAGUGAGGAUGAUAGCGGUCAAGAAUCGCUUACCGCGCACAAAAAGAAAAAGAGAAGAAAAUUGACUAAUAAUCAACCCUGACAAUAUCCAAUAUUUGGAAUCUACAGAGACCUCAGACUGUACAGUAUUAACCAACAACUAUUGUUUGUACUAAGAAUAAAUAUUAUAAUUAUUGUAAUUACGAUCAUAUCUUUAUGUUCAUAACAAAAUAAAUAUCAGAUAACAUAUAGCUUUUUUCCCUAUCAGAUAAUACUUUAUCCAAGCCCUGCGUUUAGGCAU